Messenger RNA from Olea europaea var. sylvestris, 1753 nucleotides. Its product is annotated as SAGA-associated factor 29-like. Gene Ontology annotation, cellular component: SAGA complex. The record is from RefSeq and is a predicted model, not a curated record. Bases 801 to 1547 code for a protein of 248 amino acids. The transcript is spliced from 10 exons. Lineage: Eukaryota; Viridiplantae; Streptophyta; Magnoliopsida; Lamiales; Oleaceae.
AGAAAUAAGAUGCACAAAAGUGCUUAUCAUAAAUACUUGGAUGGACCCAAAUCCUAAUAGCUUAAACUUUUGGAUUACUUUUGCUGCAAGCAUCUCUGUUAAUUUGUUUGUUGUGGCAAUCUGCUUUUCUGUUUCUAGAAGUAAUAUAGAGCCAGCCAUGCUACAUGUACACUAGAGUUUUACACUCUAGUGUACAGCCCCCUCACAUGCGAGGGGGCCCACGAAUUUUUUAAUCAAUGUGGGCCCCCUCUCAUGUGAGAGGGGUACAAGAAGCAUUUUUCAUAUAGAGCUGUAGGAUUGACAGAUCCUUAGGACUCUUAAAAAGCAAACAGUUACAAGGCAUAAUGGUUAUUGGACGAGGCAGUAACAUUCAAGAUCUUGGAAACUGCUCAUUAGAGAAAUUGGUGAAUAUAAGUCAAAUGAAGAUAUACUGAUUAAGUCGAAGUUAGAUGAAGAUCUAGAAACCAAUAGCACAGGUUCCAGAUGAGUAAAAAAGAGCAGGGAAAAAUGUGCGUUGUCCUUGGAGAGCUGCUAAGGCAUAAGGCUAAAGACAAGGAGCCUAUUCAUGCUAGGAAGGUAUUGGCAAGGUGUGACUGCUGCUUUGCUGACAGUGGAGGUCUCAAGCAGGAAGAGUGAAGAUGAUUGGGUGCUAACAUGUGAAGAAGGAAACUCACAUUAAAAAUGUUAGAUACAGUGUGAGUAACAUACGUGGAUGGGCCUCAGAACAACUUAACCUUUUUGGUUAAGGUGCUAAUCUGCAGGCUGACUCUGGCAAUGUGAUCAAUGAAGGAUGAUGAUGAAUGGAUUUCUUACCAUUCCCUAUGUACUAUGUUGGACUCCUGGUGUUGUUGAUUGCUCCUGAGAUAGUAGAGAAGCCUGGUGAUAACUCCUUAUCUAGGCUUAGAAUGUUAUAUAUUCAAGCCAAAGAGCUGUCAGAGAGUGAAGUGAACAUUUCCACUCAAUUAUUAGGACAGCUGGAUGCAUUACUGCCUUCUGGGACUCCAGGACAACAUCGAAGAAGGAUAGAAAGUAAUGAGCAGAAAAAGAAACGGAUGAAACCUGAUUCAGAUGUCACACGACUGUCUCCUUCUGUGAGAAAUCAGCUAGAUUCUCUUGCUAAUAUGAAGGGUGAACAAGUAGCAGCAAGGGUCACUCCAGAGGAUGCUGAAAAAGAUGAAUGGUUCGUAGUUAAAGUAAUCCAUGUCGACAAGGAAACGAGAGAAUUUGAAGUCCUAGAUGAGGAACCAGGUGAUGAAGAGGAAAGUGGUGGGCAGAGAAAGUACAAGCUGCCUCCGUCACGUAUUAUACCAUUUCCUAAGCGGACCGAUCCCUCAAGUAUUCUAGAUUUUCCUCCUGGAAGACAUGUUUUGGCAGUUUAUCCUGGAACCACAGCACUUUAUAAGGCAACUGUAGUCCAACCUCGUAAGAGGAAGACUGAUGACUAUGUUUUGGAAUUUGACGAUGAUCAUGAGGAGGAUGGAUCUUUGCCUCAAAGGUUAGUUCCCUUUCACAGGGUUGUUGCUCUUCCUGAAGGGCACCGACAAUGAAGUUAAUCAGUUAUGUUAUUUAUAGCUUGUAUAUAUAUUUAAAAUUUCACUCUGUGUGUAUUGAUUUCAAAUCACGGUCACUAAUACUUAAUGUGGUAUGAUUUUAACUAGUGUCUAGUGAUAUAAGUUUAUUGCCUUGUACCCGUUGACUUAUACCCAUGUACGCUCUAUUGAAUAAAUUAAGUCAUGUGUUCAAGUUUCUUCGA